Messenger RNA from Dicrocoelium dendriticum, 201 nucleotides. The record is from the annotation of a GenBank genome assembly. NCBI's taxonomy places the organism in Eukaryota, Metazoa, Platyhelminthes, Trematoda, Plagiorchiida, Dicrocoeliidae.
AUGAACAAUGCAUCCAACUCAUCAACCUCUCGCCGGCACAGUCUCGGGACGGAAUCGUCCAACUCACGCUUCUACUUACAUCACCAUGCACCAGACCAUAUUUCCAAACGAACUAUGAGUAUGAUGCGUCGAGUUUCUUCUGUUGCACUGCACCAUGUGUCCACGGCAGCUAUCAAUCCCUGGAAACAUGGCUCCGAGUGA